This is a messenger RNA of Nematocida minor, 1722 nucleotides long. RefSeq lists its product as uncharacterized. The transcript has a single exon. The record is from RefSeq and is a predicted model, not a curated record. The coding region runs from base 1 to 1722 and encodes 573 amino acids. NCBI's taxonomy places the organism in Eukaryota, Fungi, Microsporidia.
AUGAAGAUGAUGAUAAAGUGGAUAAUGGCACUGGGCGCUGCCGCACUGGCUUAUUUCCAACAAACCAGCUGCCGCAUAUCAGAAAAUGACAUAGUGGAAAUGCAAAAGUACUGGGAGAAUAAGGUGCUCAAUCUGGAAAGAGAAAUCCAAGUGCGCGCAGAUUUUCUUAAAAAGAUUAAUUCGAUAAUUUUUUGGAGAAAAAUAUUUAUAUUAAUUCCAGAACUAAUCUGCAUACCAGCAGGAGACGAAUAUCUCUCUGAGCUAAAAAAAAGCGUGGCAAUUUUCAAGAAAAGCACAGAAGAGCUGGCUGAGGAGCUCGAGUCACUGAUGGCCAUCUACUGCUGCCUAAACAACCCUCGCAUUGCCAAGGCCAAAACAGAAUUCUCUGCUGUGAUUAAAAACAAGAAAACUAGCUUAAAAAAACUCCUUGCACCGGUUUUUACUCAUUUUGAUUUAGCGAUGGAAAGUAUUAGCAAAUACGACUCAAACAUGAUGUGUUUGAUAAAAGGAGAAACAGAUGAAAUAGCAGCAACCAAGCUUACCAAAGACUAUGUAAUUUUUAAGUACACAGAAGAGAACAAAAUAACAGCCAUAAAUGUCAUAUACACCCUCUAUUUGAUGGACAUAAACAAAAGAAGAAAAAUAUUCCGUAUAGUACAUUGCGACUUUUCUAAGCUGGACAUUGCAAUAAAACAUGCAGUAUUCUACCUGUCUACCGUAGCAAUACCCCAUAUUUCAUGCAUCAACAUAACCAAUUUUAUGAACGAAGUAAAGAAGAAGUUAAUGAAACCAGAAUUUGAAGAGUCACUUAUAAUAGAAGUGAUCAACGAGGCUUUUCCCUUGCUUUUUUACAACACUGUCAGUCUAGAAGACACGCAUGAACCAGACAAAGAGAUACAUCUUAUCUAUAGCGGCCUCUUAAAAAAGAACAUCCCAGAAAGUGAAAUGGACACAUACAAAGACAUGCCAGAGAAUAAGAUUGUAAAAUUGAUAACAAUAGAAUGCCUGAUGCACGGAGGCCUUAUGGACUACAGAAGAAACCAUCUACUUUCUAGACUAGGGGGCAUACUAGAGAGCAUGUUCGAUCCAGAUCCGGAUAAGAAAGGAAACCCCAAGGAUAUUCACGAAAAAAUGAGAACAAGCAGAAUAGCCCAGGAAAGAGUGCUUGGCUUUCUGAGCAUGCUGUGGAAAAAUCAAGACACUUCAGGUCUCUCGAAUAUCCAGAUAGUUUUUAUGAAGCACUACCACGCGAUCAAUGAAGUUGAUUAUUUUGACUUUAGGUACAUACAGGAGAGCAUAAUGUCUGCCAAAUGGAUGUACGGAGUGGCCAGCUACAUGCACGAAUUCGAGCCCGCUGAAGACGAAGACGAAGUUAGCAUGGGAAUGCACUUUGACCUCUCCUACACACACCCCAUGUGGUACAUCUGCCAAAAGUGCGAACACAUCAACCAUCUGAAAGAGGCGCACCUUAAGCCAAGCACACGCCCAUUUAUGGAAAUAAGCAACGGCAUAAUUACGCUUAGGCCAGAUAGAAUAAAUAAAACAGAGAAUAAUCUAGCACGGGCCAUGCGCAUGCAAAGCUGCAUCGAAGCAUUUUUCUUUCCCUCCGUUGAAAUUAUCAUCCAAAAAGAAGAAGAAGAGCACCUCAGCGUGCUCAGUGAUUUUGUUAUAUGUCUGGCAAACAGAGAAGAAAAAACAGUAAAAGUGUAUGAAGAAGAGUGA